UUCAAAUGAAUUUAAGUGUUAAUAACUCCAAUGGAACUGGUACAUUUGAUAAUGGAUUUUAUUUAGUUGCUUUUAACUCUUUGGGCAGUAAGAACUACCUGAUCCUGGCAUUGGGAAUUAUCUAUGUGAUUACUCUACUAUGUAAUUUUACACUUCUGGCUAUGAUCAUGAUGAACUCAAGUCUACAUAACCCCAAAUUUCUUGCGGUGUGUAACCUGGCAGUAGUUGACAUUUCUAUAAACAGUGUUAUUAUUCCUCAAAUGGUUCCUGUUUUUGUAUUUAAUCUUAAUCACCUCAGUUUUGAAGCAUGCUUCACUCAAAUGUUUUUCAUGCACUUUUUUGGUGACAUGGAAUCCUUUUCACUAGCCCUAUUGGCUUAUGAUCGCCUGAUUGCUAUCUGCUUUCCUUUGCGCUACCCAACAAUCAAUACUAAUCUAAGGAUGAUGGUUAUCAUAGCUGCAUUGUGGUUACUGGUAGUUUUAAUUGAGAUUUACCCUGUAGUUUUGGCCAGUCGACUCUCCUACUGUAGAUCAAGGGUAGUAUCAAGCUCUUGUUGUGAACAUGGUCAAGUCUUCCGCCUAGCCUGUGGAGAUAUUUCUUAUAACAGAAGUCUAGCAACUACUAAGACAUUAGCUGUUCUUCUUGGUCCACUGACUUUUAUUGUUUGCUCGUAUGUGAUUGUGGUGGUAGCGGUGCUGCGAAUUGCAUCCACAGCCCAACGCUGGAAGGCCUUCAACACCUGUUUUACUCACAUGGUCCUGGUCCUCAUUUAUUUUAUGCCAGUUAUUUUGGCUUAUAUACUAGGGAACUUGCAAUUAGUGCAAUCACUUGAUCUUUACACAACUGUUCUGACUGUGUCCAGUACACUACCAGCCAUGUUAAACCCUAUUAUAUACAGUUUAAAGACUGAGGAACUGCAAGAGAAGUUGCUGAAACUUUUUGGGCCACAGAAAGUGUCACCACAGUUAAUGAAAUAG
This is a messenger RNA of Silurus meridionalis, 977 nucleotides long. Its product is annotated as olfactory receptor 52K1-like. Gene Ontology annotation, cellular component: membrane. Lineage: Eukaryota; Metazoa; Chordata; Actinopteri; Siluriformes; Siluridae. Gene Ontology annotation, biological process: G protein-coupled receptor signaling pathway. Gene Ontology annotation, molecular function: G protein-coupled receptor activity; olfactory receptor activity. The record is from RefSeq and is a predicted model, not a curated record. Bases 6 to 977 code for a protein of 323 amino acids. The transcript has a single exon.